This is a messenger RNA of Ostrea edulis (European flat oyster), 6553 nucleotides long. Its product is annotated as activated Cdc42 kinase-like. The transcript is spliced from 19 exons. The coding region runs from base 788 to 5416 and encodes 1542 amino acids. Gene Ontology annotation, molecular function: ATP binding; protein tyrosine kinase activity. Lineage: Eukaryota; Metazoa; Mollusca; Bivalvia; Ostreida; Ostreidae. The record is from RefSeq and is a predicted model, not a curated record. Gene Ontology annotation, biological process: protein phosphorylation.
AGAACUGAGUUCUGAAGCAGCAACACUUGUCUCUCUGUGAAAAUCUGAACAUUGCCUAAAGGGAGGGGCCCACAGUUUGUUUGUAGUGUGCAAUAUUUAUCAAUGAUAAGCUGAUGCAAAAGUUAGAGAAAUGGAGCAGUAAUCCACACACACAUUUAUUAUGCAGUCUACUUAAUAUUUGAAGUGCUUGUGUUACUCUUCUGCCAAAUAGUAACCCUCCUGCUGUUUUCAUCAUCUGGGGCUGGGAAGCAUGAUAAUUGUUAAUUAUUGAUCUCUAGAAGAUUAGCCUUCAAUGAAUUAGUCACUCAGUCCAAUCACUUUGUCCAGUCAUCAUGUCCACUAUCAUACCAAAUUGUUGAGGCAAUGUUUAGAACAAAGGAAUCGGGAUCAUUAUGGUUCCUUGUGCAUUAUUAACCAUCUGCAAUGUAUGAUGAUUAUCUGUAAUGAUGAUGAGUUAAGGUUGAUGGUGUUGUGUAUGCAGGGUCAGAUUUCUCCCUCCUGGGACCUCACCUUGAUAAGCUAGAGGAAGCGAGGGAAGGAUUGAGUUACACACUAGAUGCUGGUGCAACAGCCAUUUAGACGGUGCUGAUUUUACUUAUCUGUUUUAUUUGUUUCAGAAUAUUGAAAAAUAGGCUGUGGAUUUUCUUGAGGAUAUCUUUUUAACAAAGUGUGCCAUAGGAUAUAUAUCUCAGUGGUUCUGUGGAUUAAAAAAGCUGGACACCAAACACAAUGCCCUGUGUGUGCGACUGACAUUCAGGAAAAAAGGUCAAGCUAGCUGACUGUGACCAUGGGGACAGUUCGUGAUUUGCACGAUUUCCUGGAGGAGGCAGAGCUUUUACACUACUACAGUGCUCUCUGUAAUCAACUGCGGAUCACUGCGGUACCCCAGCUCAAGUAUGUCGAGGAAGAGGACCUCGCAGGAAUCGGCAUGUCCAGGCCUGAAAUGAGGCGCCUUAAGAAAAUGUACAAGAAAGAGUGUCCUCAUGGAGCUUUAGGGAAAAUCAAAAAGGACACACUUGCUCUUGUGAAUACUUUAAAUUCAAAAGUAACUUCUAAAGUGGCUAUCCUUACUCGAUCAGAUGGACCAAAUCGCACUCUUAGUCCUUCACCUCCAGAACAGAGGUCAAGGCCAUCAUCAUACAUUGUAUCACCAGGGAGACAGAUCAUUCCUGCAGAAUCCAUUCACAUCAACAAAUCUCUUGGGGAAGGGGAAUUUGGUGUUGUGCAGCAAGGUAUCUGGACGACAGAGCGAGGGGAGAAGGUUCAAGUGGCAUUAAAAUGUUUAAGUAAGGAGCGGAUGGAGAAUGGGACCCAAGAAUUCUUGAAAGAGGCAGCCAUAAUGCAGACCAUAGAUCAUGAAAACAUUUGUGCGAUGUUUGGAGUUGUCAUUGAUAAAGAUGACACUCUCAUUCUGGUUACAGAGUUGGCCCCCAUGAGGUCCCUCUUGGAGUGUUUAAAGGAUUCAACUCUUAGAUUAGACUUUCCAUUAUCCAGGUUGUGUGAUUUUGCUCAACAGAUUUGUGAUGGAAUGAGUUACUUAGAGAGCAAACGCCUUAUUCAUAGGGAUUUAGCUGCUAGGAAUAUUCUUGUGUUCAGUAAGCACAAAGUUAAAAUAAGUGACUUUGGAUUAUCUCGAGCCUUAGGUGUAGGAAAAGACUACUACCAAAGCAAAUACAGCAUUAACCUCAAACUGCCCAUUGCAUGGUGUGCCCCAGAAUGUAUAAAUUAUCUCAAGUUCACAUCAGCCAGUGACGUGUGGGCAUAUGGAGUUACUCUGUGGGAAAUGUUCACCUAUGGAUUCCAGCCAUGGGCUGGACUUAAUGGACAAGAGAUACUGGAGGCAAUAGACACCCCCAACUCUCAGAGAUUGGAAUGUCCUGACCUCUGCCCUAAGGACUACUAUGAUCUCAUGCUGAAGUGCUGGUAUCAUGACCCCCAGAAGCGACCUGCUUUCAGUGAAAUCAGCAUCUUACUUCCUCAGAUGCGACCCAUCACGAUGAAGGCUUCAAGGGAGUUCCCAGAGGUCACAGUGCCAAAAGAUUAUCUCUACUAUAAAGCUAAUGAUGUUGUCUAUGUCAUUGACAAAAACACUUCUAACAGUCCUGCCCCUGGGUUAUGGAAAGGUGUAUUAAGCAAUGGCAAAUCAGGUUAUUUUGAUCCAGUCAAUUUUGUCCCCUUCAUAGAAACUCGAGCUAGUCCUGCCAGCCCUGCCUCUAGAACACAACUAACACGCAAAGAAUCAAAGAGAAACUCUAAGGCCAAGUUGUUGAGUGCAGCAAUGAUCAGUGGUCCACAGAAUGACCUACGACACACAGGUCACAUUGGCUAUGAUGGAGCGGUGUUUGGGGAUGUGUCUUUUAUAGGGGAUAACUAUGACAAACUGCCUGUCAAGGUCUCCAGUACUGGUAAACUAAAUGAGCUUCAUAGAAUAAGUCCAGAAAAAGAAGGAGUUUCCAUGAAUGGCCAUCUUGGAUCUGGGCACUCUUGGAUAAGUCAGGAGUCCAUAGACAGUACAUUUGCUUUAAGAAGUGAUGAAAAUCCCAAUAAGAACCUGGAGUACACAGAUAUUGAUGACGAUUCAAUUUUUGCUGAUUUCAAAAUGCCCGACAUAUCAAGUUCAUUUGAUUUUGGACCUUCAUUUAUGGAUGAAGUUCUGAAAGCCUUAAAUGAAAAAGAGGCUAAGUUGGAGUCUCCAGACAAAGAGAGCACCCCCUCACAGGAGGAUGCACGGAUAGACUGGGGGGAUUCCAAGGAGAAGAAACAGACCCCUCCCCCACUGCCAUCCCAGCCCCCCAGGAUGGAAAUAAAACGUGAAACCCCCAAGCCUGAGCCCAGGAAACAAGCUAAGGUCAAACCAAUGUCAUCUUCGGAUGAGAAGCGAAUGGAAAGUGCAAUAGCAAUGGCCAAUGAAUUUGCUGCACACAGCACCAAAAGUCAUAUGAUGGAUGCACAUAGCCCUCCCACUUCCCCUAUAAGUGAGAAAAACAUUUUCGACUCUGAAAACCCUGAAUCUCCCAAACUUAUGAAGAAAUUAAAGAACUCUAUUAAAAGAAGUCCAAAAGUUGAAAAGAAGAGAACGUUUUCUGAGGAAAUUUCCAAUAAGACUGAUUUGGAGGGAGAUGUCCCGCCAGAAGCGCAGGAGGCUUAUAAUAUGUUGGUAGUUAAAGGCUCCAUCAAAGAUAAGGCUAGGUCAGAGGAUAGGUCGCAUGACAGAGAAUUUCGACAUGAUAGGGGAAGUGAAUGGGAGAGCCGUGUGAAACAGGACAGUUAUGGGUUACACAGGUCAAGUCCAGCCAGACAGGAUAGUAUAAAUAGUUACUCCUCAAGUACAACACAACAAGAAAGCUGGAGGUCACCUCCAGAAACUGUUCCAAGGCAGGACAGUUGGAAUAACAGAGACAGUCCAGCUCGUCAAGACAGCUGGAGCACAAAAAGAGAAAGUCCAGCUCGUCAAGACAGCUGGAGUAUGAAGAGGGAUAGUCCAGCCAGACAGGAUGGCCGGAGAAUCCAGGCCGAGAGGCCCUCGGUUCCCUUAGCCAACACUGCGGAGGUCUUUCUAGACUCCCAGCAGGAGGAGCCAGCCAGACCCACGCCCAAGCCCCGGGGAGACAGGUCAGAAAUUCCAGUUCCUGCCCCCAAACCAAGGACAGAAAUUGUUCAGAGGGUGGAACCUGUUCAACGCCCCCAGAGACCACCACCAUCGAUCCCAAAAACUAUGGACUAUGAUCUUAAAGUAGACUUGCCUGAGGAGAAAGUUAAUGGUGUUAACAAGAGAUUUAGCACCACCAGUGACCAUAAUUCUACAGCAAGUUCAGAAAAUGAUGACACUAAAAAUCAGGUUGAGGUGUUAAGAAUUGACAUACCUGAUUAUAAUGAUGUGAAAAAGGAAAGUAUUUCAGACACUUCAUCUAAAGACUCACAGCAAGAGGAAGCACCAAAAUUUGAGCCAACUCGUAAAGAUUCAUUUAAAAAUGAUUUAUUGUGGAGUGAAGAUUUUAGUGAGCCAUCACCACGUGAAAUUAUGUCAAAGUUGGCAAGAGAGAGCAGGAUACGCAGAUCUCUUGAUCACCAGAGAGGGGCGUUAGGUGAUGGACUAGAUUCGGGACCAUCGAGAAAUAUUCGAGAACCACAAGGGAUACCAGGAAAAGGUCUUGGCGCAGCAUCGAAUGAAGAUGAGGAGGUUGAUACUAAUCCCUUGCGCAUGUUAAGAGGUGGUGCAAUCCCAACGGUCCGCGGAGGGCGGGUAGGACAAGGUACGGUUUAUAAUGUCUCUUCUGUUCCUCCUAAAUUACGGGUAAAACUCCCCGCCCUGCACCAUUCGCUCAGUGUUGACUCUGGGACUAAUCGUGUUGAGCAUGUGAAUGAGGGUGACAACACCAGUUAUGGAAAUGAUAAUAACCUUAACAAACGGUCCUUAAACAAACCCCCUGCUGUUCCACCUCGAUCCUAUAGCAUCAGUGAUGCUGGUUCUCAUGGCAACCCUGUUCCACUGCCUCCACGAAAGCCGCUUAGACAAUCAACGUUAAACGCACCACCUCGGGAGCGAAAGUACCCUCUGUUGCCUAACGAUGACCCAGGUCACACUACUAGCUGUUCGUCGAAUGUUGCAUGGUCGUCCACCCAAAAUACCCAGAUCAAGCAUGAUUGUGAUGUAGAUUCCUCUGCUCCCCCACCACUUUUACCAAGAUCUAAAAGUGUUAAUCCAGACAUGGACAAUAGUGAGGAGGAUGAAGACGACAGUGUUUUCAUCACUGACGAUGAUGCCCCUAAGUUAGAUUUUGAAAACCACUGUAAUUCAUUUGAAAACAAAUCCAAGCAUCCUCCUCCAUUAGGAUUAAUGAAAGGUCCCACCUCUUUGGAUUUAGAUCAAUAUUCUGUUAAUAAGUUACAAAAUGGUUCAAAGUCUACCAACAAGGCAGCCACUUUUCCUCGAGGCAAAUUUCGUCUCCAAAAUGUUGACUGUAAUUUAGAACAGUUAGGAUUUUAUAACCGCCCUGAUCCUUUCUGGGAUAAGUGUCUGGUGGUGGCAGGUCGUAAUUACUCUGACCCUCUUGGGAGCUCGGAGGAAAUCUCGCCACUAAUGCUUGCAAACUACAAAUCGAGUGACGGGGUUAGUUACGAAGACUUGCUUGAUUUUGCAUUAGAUAGGAAGAAGAACGGCCCGGAGGUAGAAACGUUGUUAAAAGUAUUCUGUAAUGAAGUGAGUGUUCACGACUGUACAGCAGCCCUUGAGGACACGGGGUGGGAUGUUCUGAUGGCCAUUAAGUAUAUCAAGCUCAAACAGCUACUGAGUCUGGAUCUGGGUGACAUUAACCACUGUAAGGAGGCCUUGAUUUCAUGUGACUGGGAUGUACCCCGAGCCGUGGACUAUGUUUUCUCCCAGGGCCCGCCCAGUCCCGAGUGUGUGGAUGUAUAGGAUCAGACUCACAACUUGACAAAGGCUCAAGCCAGCCUGAUAACCUGAGACCACUCGCUUUGUUGUAAAUAAAGACUUGACAGAGUUUCAUCUGUGUAAAUCAAUACUCAUUUACCAAAUGUGAUGUAUACAUCCAACUUCCUGUUUGUCUACUGUGGAAAUUUCAGCUGCUGAAUCGGUGUUAUGUGGCAUUAUUGGAUUUCUGUGCAGCGGUAAAUCUGCGGCUCGUGGUUGUGUGUGAUGUUUUCUUAAACCAUUAUUUAUUUAUGUCAUGUUGAAAGACAAUUUUUCUGAAAUAACAUUUUCAUAUGCUACAACAAUAUGAAAAAAAAACUGCUUUUUCUUAUAGAACAUGUAGAAAAUUUAUUUCCAAAAGCAAAGAGUGAUUGCUUGCCUUUUCGUGAUUUUAUUUCACAGCCAGCUAAAAUCAUUGUGAAACCGGUAAAAGUCACUCAAGAUAACGAGUUGGUCGUUUGAAUUUGCAAAAUGUCAUGUAACCAGUGAUGCUGUCAUUAAAACAUUUUUUGAGAUUCUGAACUGCUGUAGAAGACAGCAGCCAUCAGUCAUUGUUCUUCCAUAUCCUUGCCAUUAUAGUUUAUACUUUUACUUUAUAAUAUGAAAUACAUUAUUCAUCAUAAUAAAAAAAAGAAUGUUAUAAUUAGCAUAAUAAUCCAGAUAAAUUGUACCACUUGAAUAACCGACUUCUCAAGCGUUAUUUAAUGUUUACAGUAUUAUUAGUAAUCUAUAAUCUGUCAUUAAACUAUCAUUAUAUGUAACAUUGAAUUUUAAGAAGUAACCCUUUCUGACCCUCAGUCAAUGUGUUAGUGCUGAAUUAUGAAAUUAUUACGUAAAUUGUAUAUAUACAAUGUAUACAUAUAUUAUGUACAAAUUAUGUGUAAGUUUGUAUUACUAUGUGCAAUAAUUUGAGCUAGUUCAUACAUUUUGUGUAUCUUUGUACCGUCUUUGUUUCAUCAAGCAUGGAUUUGGUGCCUAUCCACAGUAUGCAAUCAUUGUCUUGUCGUGCCAUAAUUAGGUUCAUUACGGUUACUUCCCUGUUUAAGUGUUGCAUUUUUCAUUCAGAAAUUGUGUUAGUUUUUAGUGUCUGUCAAUGAAGGAAUAAUAAAUGAUUAAAACUUG